Molecule: messenger RNA, 984 nt
Organism: Prionailurus viverrinus (fishing cat)
Lineage: Eukaryota; Metazoa; Chordata; Mammalia; Carnivora; Felidae
Product: olfactory receptor 226
Exons: 1
Coding region: 1-984 (327 amino acids)
Biological process (GO): G protein-coupled receptor signaling pathway
Cellular component (GO): membrane
Molecular function (GO): olfactory receptor activity; G protein-coupled receptor activity
Source: RefSeq, a predicted model, not a curated record
AUGGAGCAGAGGAAUCAGAGUGGGAGGGUAAGUGAGUUUGUGUUGCUGGGCUUCCCGGCUCCUGCGCCACUGCGGGCACUUUUAUUUGCCCUUUCUCUGCUGGCCUAUGUGUUGGUGCUGACUGAAAACACACUCAUCAUUAUGGCAAUUAGAAACCACCCCACCCUUCACAAACCCAUGUACUUCUUUCUGGCUAAUAUGUCCUUCUUGGAGAUCUGGUAUGUUACUGUCACUAUUCCCAAGAUGUUAGCUGGAUUUGCUGGGUCCAAACAGAGCCAGGGACAGCUAAUCUCCUUUGAGGGCUGCAUGACACAGCUCUAUUUUUUCCUGGGACUGGGCUGCACUGAAUGUGUCCUUCUUGCUGUUAUGGCCUAUGAUCGCUAUGUGGCCAUCUGCCAUCCUCUCCACUAUGCUGUCAUUGUCAGCGGUCAGCAGUGUGUGCAGCUUGCAGCUGGCUCCUGGGCUGGAGGUUUUGGUAUCUCCAUGGUCAAAGUUUUUCUCAUUUCUCGCCUCUCCUACUGUGGACCCAACAUCAUCAACCACUUUUUCUGUGAUGUCUCCCCAUUACUCAAUCUUUCAUGUACUGAUAUGUCAACAGCAGAGCUUACAGACUUUGUUCUGGCCAUUUUUAUCCUGCUGGGGCCACUCUCUGUCACUGGGGCCUCCUAUAUGGCCAUCACUGGUGCUGUGGUACGAAUUCCCUCGCCUGCUGGGCGCCAUAAAGCCUUUUCCACCUGUGCCUCUCACCUCACUGUUGUGAUCAUCUUCUAUGCAGCCAGUAUCUUCAUCUACGCCCGGCCAAAGGCACUCUCAGCUUUUGACAUCAACAAGCUGGUUUCUGUACUCUAUGCUGUCAUUGUACCUUUGCUCAACCCCAUCAUUUACUGCUUACGCAAUCAAGAGGUCAAGAGAGCCCUACGCCAUACGCUACACCUAUACCAGGGCCAGGAUGCUAAGCGCAGGAAAGCAAGCAGAGAUGGGUAG